Molecule: messenger RNA, 885 nt
Organism: Clonostachys byssicola
Lineage: Eukaryota; Fungi; Ascomycota; Sordariomycetes; Hypocreales; Bionectriaceae
Source: the annotation of a GenBank genome assembly
AUGUUGCUACCUGGAGGGGAGCGCAAGGUUACUCUUACAGUGCGUCCCGAGGAUGGCGAAAAAAUCAUUGCGUGCUCGGUUGAGACAGGUCGUGUCCAGGAUGAGGAGAAUGCAGUGACCAGGGUCACAGCUGUUCGCUUGUAUACGAACCGUGGUCCAGACCUCGAAGGGCAUGCCAAGGACUGGACGCCGCCACCAGCUGAUGGGAAAGGUAUCAGAAGUGGAAGAGCAUUCGUGGACCUCAAGAUGACCCAUUUUGAUCCUAUUCUUACCAACGGGCAUAUCAAAGCGGGAUCAAUCUGGGGCAACAAAGAGGAUACUGCAAGUGCUGUCGGAGAACCCGAGGAUGUUGACCCUUCCACCAUCGUUACCGAACCCCAGUCCUUCUACCUGAGUUGUCGUGAACGUUUCGGCUGGCAAGAAUACGCAGCCGGUAGGAUAGCCAACCUGGAGCAUCGCUUCGAAAAACCUCUGCCUAUAGUCCCCACAGUGCUCUACGGUUUCCGUGCGAUCCAAGCCCGAGCAGGCAAUGCUCCACGGGUAGCGCUAAGCCUUUCGUCGUUAUCAGAGACCGGGUUCACGCUCUCUUUGAAGUCCUUCCUGCACGAGACAAGCAACAUCGAGGCCAACGUCCUGGUUCUUCCCAACGGAAAGACGCCCUCCCAGCACGGCUUCGUCGACGUCUCUGUUCAUCCGAGCGGCAGGUCGCCACGCCAGAAAGCAACCACCAAGGUCAACUUCGAAAAGCCUUUCAAGAAGCCACCCAAGAUCUGCGCCUGGUUCACCGAGCUAUCUAUACCCAAUGGCCACCGCAGCAUCUGGGUCUGGAUUGAUAACAUCACAGCAGACAAGAUGACGAUACACAUCGAUACUUGGGCAGACUGA